AUGCCCAAGGCCACCCAGCAAGAUCCCAACAGCGAUCAACCCCUGAACAGCCUUGAUGUCAGCCCCCUGCGCAAAUCCCGCACCUCCCUGGAGACCUUCAGAAAGGUGGGGAUCCCCAUCAUCGCAGCACUGCUGAGCCUGCUGACCAUCACGGCCGUGGCUGUCCUCAUCAAGGUGGUUCUGGACAAUUACUUCCUCUGCGGGCAGCCCCUCCACUUCAUCCGGAGGGGGCAGGUGUGUGAUGGCCAGCAGGACUGUGCCUCAGGAGAGGAUGAGCAGCACUGUGUCAAGGAAUUCCCCGAUGGACCUCCAGUGACAGUCCGCCUCUCCAGGGACCGAUCCACCCUGCAGGUGCUGGACCUGACCACAAAGAACUGGGCCUCCGCCUGUUUCGACAACUUCACAGAAGCUCUAGCCAAGACAGCCUGUGGGCAGAUGGGCUAUGACAGCAGCAAACCCACCUUCAGAGCCGUGGAGAUUGGCCCAGCCCAAGACCUGGAUGUUGUCAAAAUCACAGAGAACAUGCAGGAGCUUCAGGUGCGAAAGUCAAAUGGCCCCUGUCUCUCAGGCUCCCUGGUUUCCCUGCAGUGCAUUGCCUGUGGAGAGAGCCUGAAGGUCCCUCGGGUGGUGGGUGGGGAGAUGGCCUCCGUGGAUUCUUGGCCUUGGCAGGUCAGCAUCCAGUAUGACAAACGACACAUCUGUGGAGGGAGCAUCCUGGACCCGCACUGGAUCCUCACGGCAGCCCACUGCUUCCGGAAGCAUCUCGAUGUGUCCAACUGGAAGGUGAUGGCCGGCUCAGACAAACUGGGCAACUUCCCCUCCCUGCCUGUGGCCAAGAUCUUCAUCACUGAGCCCAACAUCACGUCCCCCAAAGAGCAGGACAUUGCCCUCGUGAAGCUGCAGCUCCCGCUCACAUUCUCUGGCACAGUCAGGCCCAUCUGCCUGCCCUUCUCUGACGAGGAGCUCACUCCAGCCACCCCACUCUGGGUCAGCGGAUGGGGCUUUACAGAACAGAAUGGAGGGAAGAUAUCUGACAUACUGCUGCAGGCAUCUAUCCAGCUCAUUGACAGCACUCGGUGCAAUGCAGAGGAUGCGUACCAGGGGGAGGUCACCGAGAAGAUGCUGUGUGCAGGCAUCCCGGAGGGCGGUGUGGACACCUGCCAGGGUGACAGCGGUGGGCCUCUGAUGUAUCUCUCUGACCGGUGGCAAGUAGUGGGCAUCGUGAGCUGGGGCCAUGGCUGUGGGGAGCCGAAUACCCCGGGAGUGUACACCAAGGCCACAGCCUAUCUCAACUGGAUCUACAAUGUCCGGAAGAAUGAGACUAUCAGACAUUUUCCAGAAAACUGA
This is a messenger RNA of Eubalaena glacialis (North Atlantic right whale), 1347 nucleotides long. RefSeq names its product transmembrane serine protease 4 (gene TMPRSS4). The transcript has 13 exons. The record is from RefSeq and is a predicted model, not a curated record. NCBI's taxonomy places the organism in Eukaryota, Metazoa, Chordata, Mammalia, Artiodactyla, Balaenidae. Gene Ontology annotation, molecular function: protein binding; serine-type endopeptidase activity. Gene Ontology annotation, cellular component: membrane. The coding region runs from base 1 to 1347 and encodes 448 amino acids. Gene Ontology annotation, biological process: proteolysis.